This is a messenger RNA of Alosa alosa (allis shad), 5046 nucleotides long. It is a transcript of the gene atxn1a, whose product is annotated as ataxin 1a. NCBI's taxonomy places the organism in Eukaryota, Metazoa, Chordata, Actinopteri, Clupeiformes, Clupeidae. The record is from RefSeq and is a predicted model, not a curated record. Bases 117 to 2324 code for a protein of 735 amino acids. Gene Ontology annotation, biological process: negative regulation of transcription by RNA polymerase II; nervous system development. The transcript has 2 exons. Gene Ontology annotation, molecular function: protein binding; RNA binding. Gene Ontology annotation, cellular component: nucleus.
CACACAGACAGACAGACAGGCAGGCAGACAGACAGGCAGACAGACAGACACACAGACAGACAGACAGACAGACAGACAGACACACAGACAGACAGACAGGCAGACAGACAGACAGGAUGAAGUCGACGCAGGAGCGCAGUAACGAGUGCCUGCCCCCUAAGAAGCGUGAGAUCCCGGCAAGCACCAUCUCUGCAGCGUCGGGCAGCCUGCCAUCUGAACAGCGCCCCCUCGUGGUGUCUACGGCCGGUGAGGGUCAGCGCGGGAAUCUGGCCUGGCUCGCCAGCGUGGUGAGCGUGCAUGAGGGCCGAGAGCAGCGCACGAGUAUGAGCAGGAGCGUGCACGAGGGCCGAGAUCAGCGCACGAGUACGAGCAGGAGCGUGCACGAGGGCCGAGAGCAGCGACGAGUACGAGCAGCAGGAGCGAGCGCGAGGGCGAGAGCAGCGCCGCAGUACGAGCAGGAGCGUGCGAAGGGCCGAGAGCAGCGCACGAGUACGAGCAGGAGCGUGCACGAGGGCCGAGAGCAGCGCACGAGUACGAGCGUGCACGUCUCAUCGCACGGCACCAACGGACCACAGUACAAACCCCUCUCCUCCGCUGACUCCUCCUCCUCCUCCUUCACCUCCUCGCUUUCGGCGCCGGGCGUGACAGCCUGCACCUCCACCCUCUUACAGACAGGGGGCUCCACCCAGUACUCGCCCCCCAGCGUCCACUUCCUCACGCCCCCCUACGCUGGCCCCUACGCCGGCUACCUCUCCCCCCUCACUCCUCCUCUUCCUCCUCCUGUCUCCUCCUCCUCAGGAGAGUCCACUUACACCUCCUCCUCCUCCUCCUCCUCCUCUUCUAAACUGGACCAUCACCAGCAGCAGCAGCAGCAGCAGCAUCAGUCCAAAGUGUCCGACGCAGUGACCGCGGUGACCCUGGCGCAUUCCACUCAUUACCUGCCGGUGUCCAGCUCUGCCCACCACGGUGCCCACCUCCACUCUCCGCACGCGCUGGGCCCUCUGGUGCUGCAGUACUCUGACCCGCCACCGGGGGGCCAACCGGAAAUGGUGAACGGGGACCUGGGGCGGAGCCGCAGGGUGGGCGUGGCCAAGCAGCACCAGCAGCACUACGAGGUCAAGGGUCAUGGGCAGUACGAGGCGCUACGCCACGUGCUCCUGCCGGCCGAGUACGCGCCGGACAGCGCCGGACAGCGGCCCUCGCUCACGCUCAACAGUUGCCACGGCGGCGGCUCGGACGCGAUGACCAGCGCGGACCAGCGCCCGUCGGCAGGCGAUAAGGGCAGCGUCACACGCACCCCGUUCCUCCCGCCGCUGCCAGUGGACGGCCUCAAGGGGGUCAUCCAGACGAGCGGCGCCGGGCCGUCGGUGUCCCUGGGGUUCUACCCGGCCCAGUCGCCGGUGUUGGGGUACAUGGGGUACCCUCACCUGCUGACCCAGCCGCUCCUCGUCCCCGCCAGCGCGCCCUCGUCCACGUCGGCCGGACACACGUUCCUGGCGCCCGCCGCCCCGGCCAAGAGCGCGUCGGCGUUUGAGUCGCCCGCCGCGUACCCCCCCCACGCUGGCCAGGUGGUGCAUCUGCCCCUGGCGCACGGCUCCGGCGGCCUGCUGGCCUCUCCGCUGACCCCCACUGCCCCCUCGCUGCCAGCGUACUUCGCUGCGGGCUCCAUCAUCCAGCUGGCGGACGGCGCGCUGAAGCGCGUGGAGGAGCUGAGCACCGACGACUUUCUGCAGAGCGCCCACGUCAGCGCUGACCUGCGCAUCGACUCCAGCACCGUGGAGCGCAUCACCGCCAGCCUCACGCCCGACCACGCCAUCGUCCACUUCGCCGUCGGAGAGCACCGCGCACAGGUGAGCGUGGAGGUCCUGUCGGAGUACCCGUUCUUCGUGUUCGGCCAGGGCUGGUCGUCGUGCUGCCCAGAGCGUAGCACCCAGCUGCUGGAGCUGCCCUGCGCCAGGCUGUCCGUGGGCGAUGUCUGCAUCUCGCUGACCCUCAAGAACCUCAAGAACGGCACCCUCAAGAGGAACCCGGGCCCGCCACCACCGCCGGAGAACCCGAGCCAAGGAACCCACGGAACCCUCAAGCCGCCCAGGGCAGCGUCCGGCGAGCGCGAGAACGGCACGGCGGGUCAGACCAACGCGGCCAACGGAGAGCUGCGGCCUGCGGGGAGGGGGCUCGGCCGGCCGGUGGCGCGCAAGCGGAGGUGGUCAGCACCUGAGGGCCGCAAGGUGGAGCGGUCAGACGAGGAGCAUCUCCCCCCCAAGGCCUCCUUCCUCUCCCAGGAGGUGAAGACCAGCAUCGAAGGACACUCUAACAUGGGCUAGUGAGCGAUGCCAACAGGACUGUUAGAUGAAACGACAAACUCACGCCAAACAAAGAAAUCUGCCCUCAAUUUGUUUUCUCUCUUUUUUUAUCCGAAUUACUGUACUGUAGGCAACAUUUGACCGAGUAUUUACACGUUACCACAUUAAGUCCAUGUAGUCACAACAUUGUUAUACGUUAUUACAACUGGUGCAACUGUUUGGAGCUUUCCACAGAGGUGCUGAGGCUUCUGUGCUGGGUUAGGGUGUGUGUGUGUGUGUGUGUGUGUGUGUGUGAGGGUGAGUAGGAAUGCCCUGCGCACUGCUAGAUGGCCUGCCAGUUCUUUGAUGUCAGUCACAAGAUUCCAGAAUGCUCUCGAGUGUUCUAGAAUCCCACGUUAAUUCUGAUCUCCACACAACAGCCAGGCCUGUUCCAGGGUGCUCUAGAGUGCAGCCUCCAUAUUCUGUUUGUUUUGUUUUGUUGUUGUUGUUGUUUUUGUAAACGCUGUGGUCAGCUGCAGUGUGCGGCUGAAGGAGGGGGCUGGGUAGCCUGGCAUGCUGGACGAGGCGGCACAUGACUGGCAUGCCAGGCUGUGGUUGGCAUCUCCUCUCAGGGUACCAUGGCGGAAACGGUUCUUCACUGGUGAAGAGGUCGACAUGAUGCCCGUUAUCCUGAGCUAGUUAUCACACCUUUAGCAUCGUUUUAGUUUAAAACACUUCAUUUCUUAUCGAUUCCUGUCUCUGUGAAGUCAUCAAACAGUGACAGACUGGCUGAUGAUGUCAUCAAGCAGUGCCAGUCGCUCCUAGAGAAAGAGGGAAACUAAACUAUUAAUGGAGUCGGCUUCAUGUAAUCACCCUUUUGGAAUGUUUCCCCCAUUUCUACUAGUUUGUUCUGUUUUUCCUUCUUUGUAACGAUGGAUAGUUUUCUAUCUGUGAUGAAUGUGUAAUCUAAACCUUCAGGUCAGGGCUCCCCUCCAGUCACAUACAACCUGGAUGAUGGGUAAUUUGUGUGUGUGUGUGUGUGUGUGUGUGUGUGUGUGUGUGUGUAGUGAGUUUGGGUAAUACUAGAAGAGAUGACUACAUGUGACUCAUCAUUCUUUUGGUGCAAUGUUGUGUAUUUGUUUUUUCCUGUGUUUAGUCUUUUUAAUAAGUGAUGUGUGUGUGUGUGUGUGUGUGUGUGCGUGAGGACAGUGUAUGUCGUGUCGAGUGGAGUGAAGUGGAGUGGGGAAGCACAGGUGAUCGUCUUGAAGCACUUAACACACCUGUUCCUCUCACAAACCAGCCAAUUAUGAGCAGAGAGGCAGCAAUCGACAGAUUAUGACAAUAAUGAUCUCACCCAUUAUUAUUAUUAUUAUUAUUAUUGAACUCAGUACUGUAUGUUGUGUGUGUAAGUCUGAAUGCUCUGUGGCUAUGAUGAGAGCUCAGGGGUCAAAGGUCAGGUGACCUACGACAGGCACAGGUAACGUGACAGGUGACCUGGUGACCAGGAGGCGAAGAACCAGACAUGCCCAUGGAGAGCACUACCAGGGUCUACCAGACGAGGGCGCUGCAGAGCACUACCAGGGUCUACCAGACGAGGGCGCUGCAGAGCACUACCAGGGUCUACCAAACGAGGGCGCUGCAGAGCACUACCAGGGUCUACCAGACGAGGGCGCUGCAGAGCACUACCAGGGUCUACCAGACGAGGGCGCUGCAGAGCAGCACAAGCACAUGGAGAAAGAAUCAGAGAAUCUAAAGUAAUAAAGCCAUUAUAUUCUAGAGAGAGAGGGAGAGGCAACGUGAGAGAGAGAGAAAGUGAGAAAGAGAGAGAGAGAAAGAGAGAGAGAGAGAGGGAGAGAGAGACAGAGAGAGAGAGAGAUGAGUAGGAGAAGGUUCAGCCACAGAAUGGUGAAGUCUCUUUGAAUGAUGUCAUGUGAUCAUGAGUUCAUACAUGCAUGAAUGUAUGCAGGCAAACAAAUACAUAUACACACACACACACACACACACACACGCACUAAAGAUGUGCUUUAAAGUUGAUGUAUUUUAUAAGUUUGUAUACAGUACAUUAACAUGCCGUGUCAUACGACACCUUAACUGGUGAGCAGGUUAGGACACACACACACGUCAUGCGACAGCUUAACUGGUGAGCAGGUUAGGACACACAGACACACACACACACACACACGUCAUGCGACACCUUAACUGGUGUGCAGGCUAGGACACACAGACACACACCAUGUUUUUACACCAGACUUUAAACCGUAGCUGUGUAGUGAUGUUAGUGGUCUGUUGUGUGCGAGUGUGUACGCCUUUGAUUAUGUGUGUGUGUGUGUGUGGUUAGCAUCUGUAUUAUAUAAUUUUUAUUAUAUAGGUAUAUGUCCAGUGUUUCUGUUAAAAAAUCUACUUAAGAGAAUCUUGCAAUUUGCACAUCUGGAGAGUUACCGUAGUAACAUAACUUUUUUUUUUAUUCUCCUCUCUUUUGUUUUCUUUUUCUGUUUGUUUAUUUUCUGUUUGUUUAUUUUCUGUUUGUUUAUUUUCUGUUUGUUUUGUUUUUCUCUUUUGUUUUCUGUUUUCAGCCCAAACGCACACACUGAGCUGGAAACCCGUUUUGCUGAGAUGUAGCAGUGACCUGUCCAGCAACUGACCCCUAAAGCACACACACUCUCUCUCACACACACACUCUCUGUGGACAAACACAUGUGACACACACACACAUACACACACACACACUCUCUGUGGACAAACACACGUGACCUGUAGCUCUCUC